Messenger RNA from Lytechinus variegatus (green sea urchin), 2582 nucleotides. Its product is annotated as 3-oxoacyl-[acyl-carrier-protein] reductase FabG-like. The record is from RefSeq and is a predicted model, not a curated record. Lineage: Eukaryota; Metazoa; Echinodermata; Echinoidea; Temnopleuroida; Toxopneustidae. Gene Ontology annotation, molecular function: oxidoreductase activity. The coding region runs from base 94 to 912 and encodes 272 amino acids. The transcript is spliced from 9 exons.
GUCACGUCAAGCAGAGCUGAUCCACAGACAUUUCAUUCAAUAUUUUGUUUGUUUCGUUAUUAAAUUGGUAUAGACCCUAGAGAUUGUCCAAAUAUGUCUUCAUCGGCUCCAGCAACACUCGGGGGCUCGUUAAAGGGGAAAGUUGCCUUAAUUACAGGAGCCAGCUCUGGAAUUGGAGCAGAAACAGCCCGAUAUUUUGCUUCGCUUGGAUGUCAGCUUGCUCUAACCGGAAGGAACAUGGAUGCUUUACAAGCAGUCACUGAUGAAUGUGUAAGCAGAGGACUUGGAAGAGAUCAGAUUUUGAUGAUCCAGGCAAGUUUUGAUCAGGAAGCAGAUGUGAAGAAAACUGCAGAGCAAACAAUCCAGAAAUUCAACCAACUUGAUGUUCUGGUUAACAAUGCAGGAAUUGUUGCCCCAGAUUCAGUCGAGACUGAGAGCGUAUUAGAGAAUUUCGAUAAGACCUUUGCAGUGAAUGUCCGCGCAUGUCUUCAGCUGACUAAACUCAUGUCACCAUACUUAAUCAAAACUAAAGGCACCAUAGUUAAUGUAUCCAGUGUAAAUGGUGUCAGGGCUAUGCGUGGAGUUUUAACAUACUGCAUGUCUAAGACGGCCCUUGACCAUAUGACAAGAUGUAUUGCCGAAGAAUUAGCACCUCAUGGAGUAAGAGUCAAUGCAGUCAAUCCUGGUGUAAUUCAAACGCAGAUCCAUAGACGAGGAGGAAUGUCAGAUGAGCGAUAUCAACAGUUCAUGGAUCAUUCCAAGACAACGCAUGCCAUGCGUAGGACAGGAACAGUUGAUGAAGUCUCAAAGCUUAUCGCAUUCCUGGCAUCCAGUGACUCGUCCUUCACAACAGGAGAAACAAUCACCAUUGAUGGAGGGCGCCAUCUCUUGACUAUCCCUGUUCAGAGUUGAAACUCCAUUCUAGCUUUCAAUGUCAUACCAGUAAAACUGGAACUUUGCCAUAUUCACUAUCAUUAUUAUUCUAUCAUGUUUUCUCUGCCUUUCUUUUUUUUUUGGGGGGGGGGAGGUGGUGAUGGGAGGUCAUUGCAGGGGCAAUAGACUUUAUUUUUUGUACCAGAAGUAUUCUUACAUGUUUAUGAUGUUUUAAGCAGCUAUAGGGUAACGGGUUUUUCUUAGCAAUAUAUAUUUUUCAACUGAUUUUCAGGAUGGAUUUUUUUUGUUCAAUAUACCCAAUUCUGCAUGAAGAUGGAACAAAUUCAAAUGACUUAUUUUGAAAGGGAAAUGAUCAAGCAUCCUCUUCAAAGGAUUAGUUGAGAAAAAAGAAAUUGUGUAGUUUAAUGCUAAUUGUUGUUGAUAUACAGGAACAGGCUCUCUCAAAACAAAGAACCACCCCCCCACACACACAAAAAAAAGACUUAAAAUCCAUUCUCUUCUAGUAACAUGCUUUCAUCAAGCAGAUUUUGAUAUUUUUUGCUGUGAGAGUAGCGAGUGAAAGUUUGCCAGACAAAACCAUACCGGGUACUUUUGUUUGAGGGGGGGGUUCUACAUGUAUGUACUGGGAGUGUUGUCAUAAUGAAAUGCAACAUUGGCUACUUGAUAUACUAUUAAUUUAGCAAUCACUUCAAUUACUUUGAAUAUUGUUGAGUUACAUGGAAUGGUUGUAAGUAGAUUAACUCGCUUGUGGUUCAUGAAGCUGUUCGUAAGUAAUGAAAAACUUCACGCACAAUGGGUCAGAUGCAUAAAAAGUAGCAAUUGCUUUUGCUAGACUUUGGCUUGAUUCCCUAUGCAUAAAAAUGACCAAGCAAAUGCUUUUGCUAGUAAGCUUAAGCAAUUGCUAACUGACUGCUAGCAUUUCCUUGACAAUCAAAUUAUUGCUAAUAAGUGUAUGCAUAGAGCGAACAUUUCUUCACUUGUGCAUUAAAGCUCUUGCUUGGGCUUUUUCAAGCUCCAUCACAGCAGCUUGAGUGUUUGCUUCAUCAGGGCAUUCACGGUUUUUAAUCAUGUUUAUUCAUCUGAGAGAGAACCCCAAGUGCAAAUCAAAUGCCAAAUUCAAAUUUAUUAAACAGAAAUAAGUUAGUUUGACAUGUCUGUGGAAAAGAUGUUACGGGAAAGAAGCAGUUAUUUGCACUGCCACACCUUUGCGUUUGAGUCCUGCCUUUUCUGUGAGUCGUGUGCGUAUCAGCUUGACAUCGCUAUUGUUCAAACAACCAGCAAUUGCAUUCUUAAGGAAGGGAAGGGUUCAAGCACUGGCAAAGGAUUAUGUAUAUGAAAAAAAGCAAUUGCUUGCCAGCAAAUGCUACUUUUUAUGCAUCUGACCCAAUAACACGCAUAACAGGUAAGUCCAUUCUUGGGUGCUAAUCAGAUUAACAUCAGCUAAAAUUGAAAUAAAAUCUUUGUAGAUUUAAAUUAUUCUUGCAAACAGUCAUCAAUAUGCAAAGUUUAUCAUUUAUUUUUUAAAUUUGAUUACUUAUAGGAAAUGCAGUCCCAGUAUAUUUAAACAGGACAUGAUCUGGGAUAUCUUGUAAAAUAGCAGCAGCAUUGUCAUAGGUCUUGUUUCAAAGUCAUGCCUAACAGUUUCAUGACAUACCUCUCCUAGUUGUAAAUGGGAUAAGAACUUGAAA